Molecule: messenger RNA, 1956 nt
Organism: Salvia miltiorrhiza (redroot sage)
Lineage: Eukaryota; Viridiplantae; Streptophyta; Magnoliopsida; Lamiales; Lamiaceae
Product: ATP-dependent 6-phosphofructokinase 4, chloroplastic
Exons: 13
Coding region: 79-1701 (540 amino acids)
Biological process (GO): glycolytic process; fructose 6-phosphate metabolic process
Cellular component (GO): cytoplasm
Molecular function (GO): 6-phosphofructokinase activity; ATP binding
Source: RefSeq, a predicted model, not a curated record
AGUCAACUGUCAAGUUUGACAUGAAGCUCGAUUAAAAGCAGUUGCCACAACGGCAGCUCUCUGCUGUUUCUCAUUGCAAUGGAUGCUUCUCUCACCUCCGCCUCUCCUUCUCAUUCUCUCUCUAGAAAUUCUCUUCCAUCCACUUCCUUCAAUGCGAAGAAUAUCACGUCAGCUGCUUCUCUCAGCUUCGCGAAUUUCGUCUUCACCAAACAAUUCUCUCUCAGAAGGCCGCUGAAUUCGCGCCUAAACUGUCCGGUCCAAGCACGAGCCUCGGAAGACGGCGGGAUUAACGCUAUCGAAGCUCAGAGUGAAGAUUUUAUCCUCGAAGACGUCCCGCACUUGACCUCUUUCCUCCCUGAUUUACCAAUGUAUACAAAUCCUUUGAAGAAAACCCAAGCUUAUGCAAUUGUGAAGAAAACAUUUGUUAGCCCCGAAGAUGUGGUGGCACUGAAGGUUGUUGUUCAGAAGGACAGUCCAAGGGGAGUACAUUUUCGGCGUGCAGGGCCCCGCGAAAAGGUGUACUUUAAGUCUGAGGAAGUUCGUGCAUGUAUCGUGACAUGUGGAGGUUUGUGUCCUGGAAUUAAUACAGUGAUACGUGAGAUAGUUUGUGGUUUGAAUAAUAUGUAUGGCGUAGAGGAAAUCCUUGGAAUUCAGGGAGGAUAUAGAGGAUUCUAUUCAAAAAAUACUGUCACGUUGACUCCAAAAUCUGUCAAUGAUAUUCAUAAGCGUGGUGGAACUUUCUUGCAAACGUCAAGGGGAGGUCACGAUACCAUUAAGAUAGUUGACAAUAUUCAGGAUAGGGGAAUAAACCAGGUUUACAUAAUUGGAGGCGAUGGUACACAAAAAGGCGCUGCAGCAAUUUAUAAGGAAGUGGAAAGGCGGGGGAUUAAGGUAGCAGUUGCUGGGAUUCCCAAGACAAUUGAUAAUGAUAUUGUUGUGAUAGACAAGUCCUUUGGGUUUGAUACUGCUGUAGAGGAGGCUCAACGAGCAAUAAGUGCUGCACAUGUGGAAGUUGAGAGCGUAGAAAAUGGAGUUGGAAUUGUGAAACUUAUGGGCCGAUACAGUGGAUUCAUCGCCAUGCAUGCAACACUGGCAAGCCGUGAUGUGGAUAUUUGCUUGAUACCAGAGUCCCCAUUCUAUUUGGAAGGACAGGGUGGGCUGUUUGAAUUUGUUGAGCAGAGGCUGAAAGAAAAUGGACAUAUGGUGAUUGUGUUGGCUGAAGGUGCAGGACAGGAAUAUGUUUCUCAGAGCUUUCAUGCAUCUGCUGAAAAAGAUGCAUCUGGGAAUAGGCUACUGUUGGAUGUUGGCCUCUGGCUAACGCAAAAGAUUAAGGAUCAUUUCACAAAUGUUCGAAAGAUGGCAAUCAAUAUGAAAUAUAUAGACCCAACAUACAUGAUUCGAGCAAUUCCCAGUAAUGCAUCAGACAACAUCUACUGCACACUUCUUGCUCACAGUGCCAUCCAUGGAGCUAUGGCAGGGUACACUGGCUUCACCGUUGGACCUGUAAACAACAGACAUGCCUAUAUUCCAAUCAGUCGAGUUACAGAGACCACAAACAUUGUGAAAUUGACAGACAGAAUGUGGGCUCGACUUCUUGCAUCUACGAAUCAACCUAGUUUCCUCAGUUGUGAGGUUGUGCGGGAAAGAUUUCCCAAUAUGAUUGAUGAUGACUUUCAUAAUUUAAAGAUUACUUCUAUAUAGAUGGAGUUUAGGGAUUCAUCGUUGCGAAUUCUCCAUGUCUCCAAUUUUCGAAGUUGUCUUUUGCCUGUUGUUGUCGUUGUUGUUGUUGUUGUUGUUGAUGAUGAUGAUUGAAGGUCCAUAGGCAGGUAAUUGAAUUGAUUGGAAAAAAGGUGAUAUAGAAUUAUGGGAGUAGAGAUGCGUUUUAGUAAAAGGUGAUAAUACAUCUGUAUUUCUCGGGCUAGCUCAUGUUAUUCUAUAAUGAUAUACUGUUACCAA